UCCAUAGUUCCGUCAAGAAUUCUCCCACUUGUUUCUUGAACCCCAUUUGACUUUGAUUGUUUUUGAUUAUUUUUUAUAGUGUCGUGUGAUUACAUUAUACUUAUUUGUGGUCCCCUAAAAUAAUUGUUAUUAUUUUCAUACCAGUAUGUUAUUAUCUGUUGAUAACUCACAGAUAACGAUUUGUUUAUUAUUAUUUAAUAUUCAAUAACAGAGUAUCAUUAAUUUUUAUUAUUGUUUUAGAAAAUGGGUUCAGAGAGCCCAAAAAUGGUUGCCAACGAAGAAACGUUUGAUGAAAAUACUUUAGCCGAGGCCAAUUCUAAGGAACAGUACAAAGAAAUGAAAAGAAAAUUGAGACUUUUGGUCUAUGAAAAUGAAAUCUUUCAACAGACUCWGAAGACCACUCAACGGAAACUCCUGAAAGCAUCACGAGAUAAAAAUGUUUUACUAGAUAGGCUGAUCGAGUAUGAAACAGUAGAACUUAGCAGUAGUGAUAAUGAACUAACUGAGUCAUCAGAUGAAGGCGAUUCUGUCAAACCAGAACCUAAGAAGCGAAAAGACCCACCGGCAAAUAACUCUUCAAGUGGAACAAGUAAACAGUCUAACAGUCCUCAAAGGACUAUUCCAAAUCCUGCCAAAAAACGAAAACCUUCUACUCCAAAAGCUUCAAAGUCGACACCAAUGCCACUUCAAACAAAUGAAUCUCAUUCUAACAGUGCAUUGUCAACAGCUGAAAGCAGUAAAACAAUGGCUGAACCAAAGUCAGGAAAUAAUUUUAGUCAACACAGUUUAGCAACAGACACGUUUAAUGACACUUUUUCAGUUAAAAGUGAAUCAAACAGUAUGUAUGACAUAGAUACAUCACCUAACAAUAUCGCUGAGGACAUGAUCAGUGUCGACAGUAUAGGAAAAUAAUUUACCCAAUUAAUUCAUUUUUUUGUGAACUUAUAUUUUAAUUUUUAAUAUUGUACAUUACAUCUGUAACAUGUGUAUAUAGGUUGUAUAAAAUAAAUGUAAUUUUAAAAUGUAAAGCAUUUGAAAAUGUUGUUUUACUUUCAGUCUGUCGACCAUAGUAAAAUCGCAAUUAUUUAUACUCUGUAUAAAUUGUUGACAUUACUUAAACUUAUACAUGUAAUUUAAUACAUAAAAACUGUUAUGUAUAUUAUGUAAA
Messenger RNA from Diuraphis noxia (Russian wheat aphid), 1168 nucleotides. RefSeq lists its product as uncharacterized. NCBI's taxonomy places the organism in Eukaryota, Metazoa, Arthropoda, Insecta, Hemiptera, Aphididae. Gene Ontology annotation, biological process: chromatin remodeling. Gene Ontology annotation, cellular component: Ino80 complex; nucleus. The record is from RefSeq and is a predicted model, not a curated record.